GAUUAAUAAUAUAAAGCCAAGGUCAUCGUGGAUCUCAAGAGAUAUUAGUGUUUGGUUUUGGUGAUCAAAGUUCACGUAAUUGAACAAGCUCUAGAAAAAUAAACUGAUUACCAACACUACACAAACUGCAUUAAAAUAUAAAAAUCAAGCUUUUUUAUUCACAAUGACAUCGUACAAGCUGAUUUACUUCCCCGAUCGAUUCCGGACCGAGAUAUGCCGUCUACUCUUCGUACUCGCCGACGUCGAAUUCGAUGAUCACCGCAUCGGCUACGAGGAAUGGUCGACGAAGUUAAAGAAAAGUUCGAAUACACCUACUGGGGAUUUACCUAUCUUAGAGAUUGAACAAAAAGAAGGAAAGAUUCUUCUUCUUCAGAGUCGAGCCAUUCAAAGAUACUUGGCAAAGGAAUUCGGUCUGUAUGGAGGUUCAAACGAUGAGGCCGUGAUCAUCGACGUCGUAACGGAAUGCUGGGAUGAAUUCCUCGAUGCGGCAGCCAAGAUCAUGUUUGAAGAAGAGCCAACGAAAAAGGAAUCACUGAGGCAAGCGUUUUUACAAGGAACUGGUCCACGUUUACUAAGCUAUCUCGAAAUCUUGUUCAAAAACAACAAUGAAUAUUUACUCGGUCAGAAUCCAUCGUUGGGUGAUGUGGCGACCUUCAACUGCAUCGAUGUGGUCAAAGAUUGGGUUGGCGAUGAACUCUUCUCUUCUUAUCCAAAACUGUUAGCUAUAAGAGACAAAAUAAGCAAGAUAGAAAACGUAGCCGCCUAUCUUGCAACAAGACCAAAGUGUUUGUUUUAGACUAGUAGUGUGCAUAACCACUGGCGGAUCUAGGGGGGGGCGUGUCCCCCUUUUUAAAGAGGCAUAAUCAAAAUUUGUAAUGUAAAUAUGCUGUUAAUCUCAAGUGUGCCACCCCCUU
Molecule: messenger RNA, 914 nt
Organism: Lytechinus variegatus (green sea urchin)
Lineage: Eukaryota; Metazoa; Echinodermata; Echinoidea; Temnopleuroida; Toxopneustidae
Product: hematopoietic prostaglandin D synthase-like
Exons: 5
Coding region: 164-796 (210 amino acids)
Biological process (GO): glutathione metabolic process
Molecular function (GO): glutathione transferase activity
Source: RefSeq, a predicted model, not a curated record